CUACUUGGGCACGGUUGUUGUUGGCUCGGAUACGCACCAACACACCAGCGCACGGUGGAAAGUGGAAAAGUGGCGGCAAUGAGGCCACAGUGACAGCGAGCAGUGUUCGGUUUUCUGGUGUUGUGCUUAACGCAUUGUGAAAAGGUGGCCGUUUCCCUGCUAGCCAGCCAGCAAACAGAUUGCUUGCCGCGCUACAACCCGAUAUCUACCCGAAGAUCCCCGAUCCAGGUUGGAUUGGAUCGCGUGUGUCAGCGAAUAAUCAUCAACGACUGUGCAGACUGGGAAGAAGUCAGUGCGACGACGUUACGCGAGACACGUGCACGACGCGGCUUGCACAAACAGGCGUGUAAGGUAGCGACGAGUAAUUAAAACGACACCGCGGUUCCGCCGAUUAAUCCGAAUACACUUCACUCAACUAUCUGCAAGCAACCCUUGUCUAAGCGUCUAAGUCUACGCGUCACAGUGACACUUCUUCUCGACUCGAGUUCGAUCAACCUGAACAGUGGCUUGCAAUAGGACACCCUCGGGCCAGCUUUCAGGAGAGUUCGGGAGGGGAUCGUACGGUGGUGAGUGGUGCGAACGAUUAUCGUGAGCGGAAACGAUACAUGAGACAGCCAAGCUAGCAGAGUUGCACAUGCGAGAAAGGAGACAGCUUCUGCGCAUUGGGACGGAUUGUGGGUGUUUGACGAGCGGCCCCGAAUAAGGAGGAGAACAAAUUAACAGCAUCGUCUGCGUGGACCACUAGGCGAGAGAAUGGAAAAGCUGAAAGCUGCCAAGAAGGUAGCCCCGGACGGUGGCUGGGGCUGGAUGGCAACGUUCGGCGUUAGCUUGGUGAAUUUGGCAACUCGCUCGAUUGAACCGUCGUUUGGGCUGCUGUUCGGCGAUCUGCUGACCGAUCUGCAGGUCGGUACAACCGGUGCCGCCGUCAUCAUCAGUGCGCUCGAUGUGAUGAUGAACUUCUCCGGUCUGUUUGUCGGACCCCUGCUCAAAGAGUUCUCCUAUCGGAAGGUGGCGAUUGCUGGUUCGCUGCUGUGCUGGAUCGGCCUGGCCCUUACCUCACCCGCCACUAGCAUGGCGCACAUUCUAGCCACCUACAGUGUGAUCAAUGGGAUCGGCGUUGGAUUGGCAACAUCGGCUGCGUUCGUGGCGCUUAAUCACUACUUUGCGAAGAAGCGAGGGCAGGCUGUCGGGCUGUCGAUGGCUGGUACUGCCCUCGGUAUGCUGAUCAUGCCGCAGCUGGUUCGUAUUCUGCUGGAGCUGUACGACUUCCGCGGUGCCGUGCUCGUGCUGAGUGGUAUGGCACUGCACGCAACGGUCGGUGCGAUGCUGCUGCAGCCCAUCAAAUGGCAUCUGCGCGAGGAGGAGGUGGACAUCGAGAUGGUAGAGGCGACACCGGCGAUGGGCAUCAUAUUGGAACAGGAAGAUGACGGGGAUAACGAUUCGCUGCCAGAGAUCAAAUCGCUCCUCUUCCCGCGCCGCAUCGGCAGUGAACGGAAGCACUCUGACUCGGGUACGAUCGCCGGCAGCGGGUCGGCUGGUUUGGCCGGAGGAGCGACGGCUGUGGGGGCAGGAACAGUGAAUGGUUCCGGUGGUUUGCCGGGUGGCCCGAUCGGCCUACCAAAGCGGCCAACCUUUCCACGCAUUACCUCCAGCGUUAGCAUACAGAAUGGCCCUCCGAGUGCGGGUGCGCUGGGCAUGCGGACGAGACCCUCCUUCCCACGAAUCGCCUCAACCGCCAGCAUGGGUCUGGCUCUGCGGAAGCGCCGCGAGUCCGUCGUUUCGCAACUGUCUACACUCGACUUCACGGGCAGUGGAAGUUGCAUGCACAUUCAUGUCGAUACCGGAGACGCUGAUGCGGAGGACGUGGACUAUCAAAUAAUCCGGCGCGUCAACACGCACGUGGGCGUAUCGUUGAACUCAUUCGCUCGAGUGCCAUCGCGCACCGGGUCGAGGCGGAAAAUGGAAACGGUCAAGUCGGAGCUGGGGCUUGAGAUGGUGAAACCGAAGGUGUCCUUCCUGCAGCGCUUUACGGCCCUGAUGGAUGUCGGACUGCUGCGGGACCCCAUCUAUCUCAACAUCCUUUUCGGCCUGUCGAUCUUCUACGUGGCUGAGAUGAACUUCAAAAUGGUGACACCAUUCUUCAUGGCCAGCCUGGGCUUCGACAAGAGUGAGACGGCGUUCGUGCUAUCCGUGUCUGCGUUGACUGAUAUUGCGGCUCGUAUCAUCGUGCCACCGAUCGGUGAUCGGUUGAAGCUUCGCAAGCGCUACAUCUUCAUGGUGUCGCUCAUCUUUGUCGCUAUUUCGCGAUCGAUCGUCGCACAUCAGCAGACCUACAUCCAGGUGAUGACGUGGCUGUCGAUCACCGGGUUCUUCCGGGGGAUCGCCCUGGCUAACUUCACGCUCUGCGUCUCCGAGUACUCGUCCCUGGAGAAGCUACCAGCUGCUUUUGGGUGGCACAUGGUAGGCAAGGGCGUGUUUGUGAUCCUGUUCGGACCGCUAAUUGGGGCGAUCCGCGACUGGACCGACAGUUACGCGAUCUGCAUUCAUUCGCAAUCGUUCUGCAUUUUCCUGUGCAUAGCCGCCUGGUCAGUGGAGCUGCUGCUCAAGCGGUGCCGCCCGAAGAAAAUCACCGAGGCUAUCCCUUCGCCCAAUCCGGCCGUCUAGCAGGACGCACGCAGGACGCGUAGUGGCGAGAGUAGCCAUCCUCCGAGUCUCUCGCUAGCACCGUGGUCGUAUCUUAAUUCCGAAGACUGCGAUAAUAGGAUUAACAAGCGGGGUAGUAGGUAGCGGAUAAUGCUCCAACCGAGGGCCCUGGCUAGUCGCCCCCUUACCAGCAGCGUACGCAUAUACGUAGGAUGUUUUCUAACUCUUUAGCACACAGUAUUAGGGUGUCGUGACGCAACAGCGAAAAUAUCUUGGAUCCGGCUGAGCAUUGAGACAAUUGACAUUUAGAACGAAGCUGCACAUGAAUCAGCCGUAAUAGUAGAAUUAGACAGUGAGAUAUAUAUAUAUACAGAGAGAGAGAGAGAGAGAGAGAGAGAGAGCGACAAGCACUCACACGGGGCGAAAUCUGGAACGAAAGAGAGGGUGAGACGUAGCUUUUAUGUGAAAUAAACCGAGUAUUUUU
Anopheles darlingi is the source of this 3127-nucleotide messenger RNA. RefSeq lists its product as uncharacterized. The transcript has 7 exons. NCBI's taxonomy places the organism in Eukaryota, Metazoa, Arthropoda, Insecta, Diptera, Culicidae. The record is from RefSeq and is a predicted model, not a curated record. Gene Ontology annotation, molecular function: monocarboxylic acid transmembrane transporter activity. Bases 754 to 2664 code for a protein of 636 amino acids. Gene Ontology annotation, biological process: transmembrane transport; monocarboxylic acid transport.